Epinephelus fuscoguttatus (brown-marbled grouper) is the source of this 4280-nucleotide messenger RNA. RefSeq names its product scavenger receptor cysteine-rich type 1 protein M130-like. NCBI's taxonomy places the organism in Eukaryota, Metazoa, Chordata, Actinopteri, Perciformes, Serranidae. Gene Ontology annotation, cellular component: membrane. Bases 1547 to 4012 code for a protein of 821 amino acids. The transcript is spliced from 10 exons. The record is from RefSeq and is a predicted model, not a curated record.
UUCUCACCAUGACUCUGUGUGGCUGGAGAUUAUUAGACUGCACAUGGACUGAUACUACUGAAAAAUGCCAUCUGGUGGUUUGAUUAAAUAGUAACUGUCUCCUACAUAUACCAAAUAUCUCAUACUGAACAUACAGGGUCAACAGCGAUUUCACUUGGCUAUGUAUCACCUAUUUCAUUUGUCCACAGUCUGUUAUCCCCAGAAACAAUGUAGUAAUGAUGGAGUAAUUACCUGUCUGGAUAAUAUAAAGGUGUCAUUUUUGAUGUAUGUUAAGGAGGACUAAAAUGUCUUAAUCAUCAAAAAUUUAAUCAAUCCAUAAAUCACAUCAUUAUAUGUAGAUAAAUGGUAAAAUGAAGACAAAAAACUGAAAUAAAUCAAUUAAUGAAUCAUUAAAUAGAUUUUCUUAAUCACAGUAAUAAAUGUACAACUAAAUUUUGGAAGUUAGGUGGUAUUAACCUUACUGUAAGGCAAAAGUGGAGCUGUACCAAAUACCUCAUUAACGUAAAGGCACAGACAGACAGAUUUGUAUAAGUAAUGUUUAUUCAUUUCCUAAUUAACUACCUACAUUUAUUUGGCAGGCCUAAAAAGUGACUUAUUGGCAACAAAUAUUUAAGUAAAUAUGUGGAUAAAAGCUUGAAUAAAUACACUGGUAAAUAAACUCAUAUUUUAAGCUGCUUAAUAAAUAUAAUUAACAAUAAAUACAAGCUGUAAAUAAUUAAUUAAAUUAAAUUCCUGCAUUUUCAUAUUUUAUAAUUUAAUUGCCAACACUUAAGACAUGGUAAGUAUGCAUAUUAUUUAUUUAUAUUCGCUUUUAUCUAUUGUUUCAUUUUAUAAUUAAAAUAUUUAUUAAUUGAAAGGUUCAUGUAUUUAUUUCAGCAUAUAAUUUUCGUCCUCCAUACAAUAUGAUGACGUGUGUCGUGUAUUACACUCACACUUAGCAACACACAGCAGACAACAUGAGAGCAGAUGGAGGUUAGCUACUUGAACUAUUGCUGAAAACAUUCAGGCGUUAGCUAGCGAAAUUUUAUGUAAAAGCGAUUUAGAGCCAAAAAGACCGUAUAAAAGUGUCAGGACGUCUGUAAUCCAUGCAGCAAAGCUAUGCAAAAGUGCGACUCCGGUGGGACUCGAACCCACAACCUUUGAAUCACUGCUCAAGUGCUUGACUAGAAGUCCAAUGCGCUAUCCAUUGCGCCACGGAGCCACCUGUUGAUGAACGACGCACAACCGGAAAUAAACUUUAACUCGACACGUCACAUUUCGUCAUCGAUUAAACAGUUUUAUAUGACUUCAUAUGACGCUAUGUUGUGUCAAUAGCUCCACGAUCAUGUACUACAGAGAACAAUCUGAAAGGGACUGACGUCACUGGGUCAAUGAUAUUAACGGAACAGACGGGAUAACGGACUUUGGAGCCACGUCCUCGAGCGUGUCUCUGUUCGGGACUGAGAUCUCCAGUCAAAACCCAGGAAAGAAACAUCAGAGCAAGUCUGCCGUGCCUGAAGAUGCUCGGCUGGCCAAUGGUGACAGCCUCUGCUCUGGCAGGCUGGAGAUGAAGCAUCGGGGAGAGUGGAGAGCUCUGAACAUUGUGGAGGAUGCGGCUUCAGCCAGGGACAAAGUCAAGUAUGCUCUAGUGGCAUGCAGGCAGAUGGACUGUGGCACUGUAGUUUCAAUAACACAGAGAACCAACAACACCGACAGGCAUCCAGCUUGGGAGGUUCAGUUCACCUGUGAAGGCACUGAGUCGACCCUGAAGGAGUGCGAGAGUACCAUGACACGUAGAAGAGUGCAGAGGAAAGAUAAUUCUACCUAUAGUGUGGAGGUGAUCUGCUCAGAGACUGUGAGGUUUGUUGGAGCAGCAGAAGUUUGCGGGGGCAACGUGGAGGUGAAGUCCGAUCAGGGUUGGGUCUCGGUGUGUGCGGAUGGCUUUGAUUCUGAGGCUCGAAAGGUGGUUUGCAGGGAGUUAGGCUGGGGGCCUCCAAGCUCCUUUACGUCAUCAUUAAGAAGAAAAGACGUGCCUGUCUUGUCCAAACAAUUCAAAUGUAAAGGCAACGAGUCUCGUCUUGAGGAGUGCGCCACAUCGACCCGCAACAACUGCACACGUGCCCCUGAAUUCGAAUGCAACAGUCCGUAUACUUUAAGAUUGACAGGAGGAGAAACUCAUUGCAAAGGCACACUGGAGGGAAUGCAUCAUGGAGAGUGGAGGCCCCUGGGUGAUAUUUGGGGUAACUGGAACUCAGAAUACUCUGCGGACGUUUGCAGGCAACUGGACUGUGGAGAUGCCAUCUCAACAUCAAUGGGUCUUCUCCCAGGAAGACAACCUGUGUGGCGUCUGUCAUACAGAUCUAAAACCUAUGGUUGCACUACUCCCUUCACGUGUAAAUCAUGGGAAGAGAAUCAUUCAGCCAGAGCCAUAACUGUGUCUUGUACAGACGGUGUGAGGAUUGCAAAAGAUUCCAGCAGAUGCUCAGGAAAGCUUGAGGUGAAGUCUGGUCAGUCGUGGGCUCGCGUGUGUUCGGAUUAUUUCAGCUCCUGGGAUGCACUGGUUGCCUGUCGAGAUCUUCACUGUGGGCUUCCUGAUGAUUACCAUGGGAGGUGGAAUGACAACUAUUUUAUAAAUACAGGACCCAUCUGGCACCCAGUCUUUAAGUGUGAAGGCAACGAGAAGCGUCUUGUGGAUUGUCCCACCACAGAAGAGGAACUGAGUGGUUGUCGAAAUACUUACCUGGCCUGUAUAGAUCGCCCACGUGAACCUUCUAUCAGCUUGUAUACCUCGCAAGGACAUGCUUCUGACAAUCCCACAAGGAUUUUCAAGGGCCAACGCUUUGCCAUCACUUGCUCUAAAUUUUCAAAAUACGAUAUAGCCUCUUACAGGCUAAGAAUUGGUGUUAACAGUGACAACCACACUGAGCAGACCCAGUCACCUGACACAGGGGAAGCCAUCUUCACCUUUCCUGCUGCAGAGGAUGCCGACCAAUUGGUUGUUGAAUGUGAUUACAACUUGAACGUCAGUUCUGAAAUUUACUCCACGUCAAAGACCAUCACUCUCACUGUAGAAGAGCCCAAUGAUGUGAGGUUGGUGAACACAAGAACCCGCUGUGCUGGUAGACUGGAGGUGCAGCAUCAGACAGAGUGGAGACCAUUGACCUUCCAGCACUCCUGGAGUCUGAAGGAGGCAGCUAUGGUGUGCAGACAGCUCAACUGCGGCUCCACUGUUUCAACCAGGAAAGUACACAAAUUAACUGAACCCCUGCCAGUGUGGCGCUUUUACUCUGACUGUGAUGGCUCUGAGCGAGCACUGAUGGACUGCGGGACAGUGAGACAGUGGCUUUCCUCUGCCACUGUUGAGGUUAUCUGCUCAGACAUCCUGCCUCGGCCGAAAAUUGAUAUUAACACUAUGUCGAUUGGGCCCCCUGACAAACAGAUGCAGGGUGCAGUGCUGUACAAGGGCCACAGCUUCACUGUCAUCUGCUCCGUGGAGCCACAAUACCCCAGAGGUCACUUCAGCCUCAUCUUCACUGGCUCCAACCAAACCCACAGCUACACCCAGCCUGCUGCCAAUAACUCUGCCUACUUCAUGAUCCCUGCUGCAGAAGAGGCUCACCAAGGGAACUGGAGCUGUGUUUAUCACAACUUUGUUUUCAAUCGUAACUUCUCUUCUGAGAGCCAGAGCCUAUCAGUCAUUGUCGAAGAGCGUUACGAUGUCGCGUUGGAUGAUGGAGUGCUCAGAGAUGUCGAUAUGAAAAUCUGUGCCGGCAAACUGUUGGCGAGCCUGGGCUAUGAGAUGAGACCUCUGAGCACAGAGUCCACAGUCUGGGACCUGAAGCAUGCCUCUGUGGUGUGUAGACAGCUGGGCUGUGGUUCUGUUGUUUCAACCAGAGAGAUUGAUCUUCACAAAAACACAGCUGUGGCGAGAUUCUACUCUGACUGUGAUGGAUCUGAGUCUGCACUGAUGAGCUGUGGAACUGUUAAUCCGCGGUUUUCCUCCUCUGCUGUUGAGGUGGUCUGCACAGGUUAGGGUAAACAAGAUUGAUUGAUUAUUGCAUGGAACAGACCUUUGACUUCCUUAGAGCUGGCUGAUGUAGAAAUCUUUGUUGAAUAUCAAAAGCUUAUACAUUGAUCUGACAGCUCUAACUGUACUCGGUGAGCGACUGCUUGUGGUCUGAGCUACUUUCACUGUAACAAAUGUCCAAAAUUGUAACAUUGACUUAAAAACAGCUCUUUAUAGUUUCUUUACAGCAGUCAUGUCUUUCUGUGAUGCAGUCAUUUAUAAAAAGUAUUUUCAA